AUGACUUCGGCUGUACCUUAUGAUCCAUAUGAUGAUCUGGAUAACAAUCCAUUUGCUGAGCCCCAGGAGGAAGAUUCUGAACCUGCUGCAACAACCACAGAUGGAUCAUCUUCUAUGUCAGAGGAGCGUGUAGGUACUGAGCAAACUGCAGCUUCCGUUCAGGACAACGGAACUGCAAAUAACAUUCAAAAUGGUCUUGGUGAAGAAGGAAACGCAACACGAUCAAAAACUUCAAACGAACACAAUGAAAACCAACAACCAUCUCAACCAUCAGAACGUGUUAUACUUCCUGAAAGAAGUGAUGAGAAAAAAAAAUACACUCUACUUGCAAAAGUAACAGGAUUGGAACGAUUUGGAUCUGCAACCGGUAAGAAAGAGAAUCCGACUAUUAUAUUUGAUUGCUCCACAAAUUUGCCAACAUUUCGCAAACAACAAUACAAGAAUGUCAAAAAAUCAUACGAAGAAUUCCACCAAUUGUUCAAAUAUCUGAAUGUUGCCAUUCAGGAAUCUUUUGUUCCUACUCUUCCCUCUGCGUAUACUACAUUCGGAAUUAAUAGCGAAGAAGAUAGGAUGAAAGUAACGCGAAAUUUCCAACUUUGGUUUAACAGGCUAUCGCAAGACCCCUUAAUUAUUCGGAAUGAAGAAGUGGCCUUUUUCAUUGAAAGUGACUUUAAUACGUACACACCCAUCAACAAGUCCAAAUCACUCGCAUCUGGGUUGAAAAGAAAAACAUUGAAACAAUUAGCACCUCCAUAUGAUGAAAUCACAGAAUUAGCAGAAUUCCGGCCAUUAGUCAAGUCUAUAUAUGUUGUUUCUCAGAGCUUGCAAGAAAAACUGCUAAGAGUUUCCAGAAAUCGCAAGAUGAUGGUUCAAGAAGAAAAUGCCUUCGGCCAGGAUUUCGUUAAUCUAGAUGAGCACAAUAAACUUUACAGAAGAUACGGUAAAAUAUUGACUGCUGUGGGUGAUAUUGAUAGCAUUAUAGCAACCAUGGACAUGGCGACAUUGUACGAUGGUUUAGAGUGGAUUGUCAGAGAUGCUUAUGCCGUGAAGGAAGCAUUGACCAACAGGCAUUUUAUCAUGCGAAAUCUAGUACAGGCACAGCAGAAUUCAAAGGCGAAACAGGAACAAGCACGCAGGUUCCGGUCAAGAAGAGAUAUUAACCCUAUGAAAAUCGAUGAAGCACUACGUCAGUUGAAAGCUGCAGCUAAAAACGAACAAGUUUUGACCCUUAAGCUUCAACGAAUCACGUCCAACAUGAUUAUCGAGAGAAAACAGUGGAUUAGCUGGUAUGAAGAAUGGAUAAGAAGCUCGAUCAAAGAAUUUACACUAAGAAAGAUAGAGUAUGAAAGAAAGAAGCUGACGUUACUAGAACGAGUACGUUCUGAUAUCAGAAAAGCUGAUGAAAACGGAGGUUUGUCACGUCUAGGACGCCAUGCUGUCUCAAACAACAACUCCGAUACUUCUCAAACCCUUAAAGGGGACAGUUGGACGGGAGAGAGCAACCGCAAAAGUCAAAUCCCCAUCAACAAGAUCGCUCAUACCGAAUUUGAUGAUGAACUAUUCACUGAAGACGAUGGGUACAACUCUCAGGACUCAGACACUACAUCACUGAAUGCGCGCCAUGCUGCUUCACUUUUGGGCAUGUCCACUAAAUAA
Molecule: messenger RNA, 1656 nt
Organism: Saccharomyces cerevisiae S288C
Lineage: Eukaryota; Fungi; Ascomycota; Saccharomycetes; Saccharomycetales; Saccharomycetaceae
Gene: VPS17
Product: retromer subunit VPS17
Exons: 1
Coding region: 1-1656 (551 amino acids)
Biological process (GO): retrograde transport, endosome to Golgi; protein transport
Cellular component (GO): endomembrane system; retromer complex; cytosol
Molecular function (GO): phosphatidylinositol binding; phosphatidylinositol-3-phosphate binding
Source: RefSeq, marked reviewed